Molecule: messenger RNA, 1963 nt
Organism: Anguilla anguilla (European eel)
Lineage: Eukaryota; Metazoa; Chordata; Actinopteri; Anguilliformes; Anguillidae
Product: tctex1 domain-containing protein 1-B-like
Exons: 5
Coding region: 877-1533 (218 amino acids)
Biological process (GO): microtubule-based movement
Cellular component (GO): cytoplasm; cytoplasmic dynein complex
Molecular function (GO): dynein intermediate chain binding
Source: RefSeq, a predicted model, not a curated record
CUUUGUGUUUGUGUAUUGUAUAUUGCAUUGUUGGCAAAGAUUUCACUUUUAAUUUCACUUCUAACUUAAUUUACCAAUUUCUAGCUCAGAAUAGAUGUCCAGGGAUUCUGCAAAUGUGUUACUAUAUUAAUAAUUGCUAUCUGGAGAGAGGAAUCUAAAAGGUUUCCCUUGCUGCAUCAACCAAACUUUUAAGAGCCUAUGAAAUGCCUCCAAGCCCACAUAAGGACACCGCUGGCUUGUUGGGGCAUGCAGUUUUGAGAACAGGCAUAAAUGUUUUAUAAGUGUGACAAACGCUUGACUGGGUUGCUCUUUGGAUUGACGGUUCCUCAGUCUCUCCCUUUUGAAAUACCUUUCAGAACAAGGACUUAGUGUUCUCAUUAGUCAAAGAAAGGUGAUUGCUUUCAUUAUGAACAGACUCAAUGCACUUGUUUCCCAUGCUGUGUGUGCUCACAAUACUUGUCUCCGGAUUUUUAGUUAACAAGCACCAUAAAAAAACAUGUAAGAUGUGCUGACUUUUAUUUGAUAAAAACAAGAAAGUGAAGGACAAUGGAUUAUUGUUGCAAAUGUUAAAAUGCUGGCCCUUUGUGAGUUCAGGGGGAAUUUACAUACUGACUUGCUCAUAAAUGCUUCCCUUGUUUACAAAGUCAUGGGUCUGGCAAGGCAACAAGGUGAAGUAAAAUGAAUAACAAUGUUUCAGCAUUAGUAACCCAGAGAGCACAGCACAGCCUUACAGAAGGGGAGUGUCACAGGACACUGGAUUAACCAACUACUGUCAAAUCAGUAGUCAGCCCAAACAUACAUAGCUUAAAUUUAUCUGCGCAGUUUGUUGUGGAAAGACCUGUGGAGGCGUUUCAUAUUCAGCCCUUUCAUUUGAGAAUGGAUAAAUCAAAUGGAGGAAAGCAUUCCUGGGGUAGCAGAAUGACUAUGAAUUUUCCUGAUAAAUUCACCCUGGAGAGAAACAGCACUGCAGUGAAGGAGGUCCCAGUGGCAGUCCCCCAGCCGGGCCACAGGCUCCCCAAUCCCCCUCAGGGCCAGCCACAGGAGGGCAUAGCCAUCAGUCUGAAGGGGCUGCUGGCUGCUCAAAGGUUUUCCAAAGGACUCAAGAAACGUGCAACAUUGAAACUUGCAGCAAAAAAAGGUAUUGGGACAACGUCACUGAAGCCAGUCAAGAUCAUUAAUGAGCAGGUACCUGAUGGCUUUGUCCAGCCUUUGGAACGUUUUCCCUUUGCCCAGGUCACCAAGCUGCUGCGAGGGUUCCUAGCAUCCCGCCUGGACGGGGUGACCUAUGAGGCCUCCCGUUCCGGUCAGCUGGUUCAGGACCUAAGUGAGGAUGUGAAGAGGCUGGUUAGGGCUGUUUGUCCCAGUCACUACAAGCUGAUAUGCAUCCUUACUCUGGGUCCGGUGGAGCGGGAGGGUGCAAUGCUCGCUAGUCGAUGCCUGUGGGACCCACACUCUGACACCUUUGCUUCCCACACCUACAAGAGCCCACUUGUCUUCUGCACUGCAGUGAUAUUUGCUGUGUACUGUGAAUGACAUAACGCAGUCCUGGAGUAAAUCCAAAUGUGUGUAGUGUGACAAUUACUUAAAUUACUUACUGGUACGGAUAUUUAUAUUCAAACAGAUUUACAGGUCUCUUUAAACCCUCUCAACUACAAAUUUACAAAAGCAAUUAAAAUGAGUGAAAUUGUAUGAAUCCUAAAGAUGCCGAGGCUUGAGUUUGUAAUUUGAAUGUUGAGUUUGAAAUAUUAUUUAAAAACUUUAAUACAAUGCUAUUCUGCUUUUGAUAGAAUUGGUACUUUUAUAGAACUGUAUGAUUAAUCAAACAAAUUACGUUCCACUAGUGAAGUCUGUUAAAGUCACUAGUGGAAAAGACAUACUGUAUUCACAUGUGUAAAGCUAUUGUGCUUGGUUUAUUUUAUAUUUGAACAAACUGUCUUGACUUGACUUGAUUAUAAAUGGCAAA